Molecule: messenger RNA, 8037 nt
Organism: Aedes albopictus (Asian tiger mosquito)
Lineage: Eukaryota; Metazoa; Arthropoda; Insecta; Diptera; Culicidae
Exons: 2
Coding region: 1459-7452 (1997 amino acids)
Biological process (GO): DNA integration
Molecular function (GO): nucleic acid binding
Source: RefSeq, a predicted model, not a curated record
AUAGACCAUUAGCUUAAAAGCCAAUAUUAUCAAUAAUAUCAGAAGAAUGACAUUAAGCAAUUUCCUUGGGCGGAAGGUGUUGUGUCAGUAGAUAUAACAUGUAUUCGGGGAAAUGGAAGAACCCACUAGGUGGGUUCCCAGCGACAUUGCAUCAUGAGAAACUUGUAGAUAUGUCCUACAUUCAGAGAAAUUGAACUCAGUUGUACCUAGCAACGAUCUCGCUCUUCUUUAAUCGUCACUAUUAAACCCCGAAGUACAAAAUGACGGUUACAAUAGUUCGAUGAGCCACACAAUUUUUGUGGAUUAGGUUGUCCAACGAAUCAAUAGACCAUUAGCUGAUAAGUCAUUUGGGAUAAUAUGGAUAGAAAGAACGAGCAGUAAUGGAAAAGAGUAAUAUUGUCAUUCUUCUUUCAUCAUUAUUUUAGAGACGAACCAGCCAAGGGCUGAAAGUCUCUUUAAUAAAGACAAAUCAAUCAAUCAAUCAAUCCAUCAUUAUUUUGAUAAAGAUCAAAGCAAAGAAUCGCCAAGGGGUGGUGGGGGUAAAGUGGACAACUUAAGCAUUUUGGUCGUUUCCCGCGGAAAUGCGGCAAAAUUCAUCUGCUUUUCCGAGUAACAUGGAAGGUAAUGAUUAGCGUGGUUCAAAAAAUCGUUUUUGCUCCACACCGCUUAUUCGAUUCCUAACCAGAUUAAGGUGAAACGGGACGCCGUGUUAUUUUUCCUAUCUUGCCUCUCUUUCUAACAAUUUGCCUCGCGAUUUUGAAGAUGAUAAUCUCGAGUUCUAUUGCACUGAAGAUGAUGAAAAACAAUCAGCAUGUGCAGUGCAAGUGAGCAUACACAAUGAUAGGUUUUUGUUGCAAAAUAUGAAGUAGAAUCUGAGAUUACCAUCUUAAUAGCAACAGAGCUGUUACCAACUGGCAUCACUGGCCCCUUGAUCUUUUCGGCAGGCCCUUUGACAGCUGUCAUUAGGGAGAAGCUUGUCAAAAUCUAUUGUCGCAUUGACAAGCAGCGGAAAGAAACGUGCAAGGUGAAAUUGGAUUUGCUAAACCUAUUAAAACUAAAUUUGUUGAACUUAAUCUAAAAUUUGUAUUGUAGCUAAAAUUUGGAUUCAAGAUUAUCGUUAAAUUGAACUACACAUAAAACUAAAACUAUUGUAUCACAAAUAUAUCACAGUAAGUUGUUCCUUAAAACUAGUUACAUCGACUUAACCUAGAAUUAUAACACAGAUUGUGACAAACACACCAACUACACAAAGGACAAAACGUUGAGGCAAAAGCGAAGAACUAAAACGCUCGAAACCGAAAAUUGUGAGUAUUAUAAGACAUGGUAGAAUUGUGAAUACAACAAAUAUAUUUCCAGCUAAAAGCUGUUUUCGCACCAACCUAAUCGAGUUGCGAGCUGCUGAAAGAAACGGCCCAGAGCUUCUUGUUCUCCGGAACAAAACCUUUUAGAAUUUUCGCCAUGGCCUCUGCGGACAAUGGAGCACCGAAGGAACCGGUGGAAAAUGAAAAACAGGGUAGUUGUGCCUAUUGCAACAGACCUGACUCCUACGACAACUACGUUCAGUGUGACCGCUGUCAUGCCUGGUGGCAUUAUUUGUGCGCUGGCGUAAAUGACUCAGUAGCCGACCGGUCGUUCACGUGUGAAGCUUGUUCCCCCGUCAGUGUGUCAUCUCGCGCAUCCUCAUCUAGCAGCAGGGUAGCAGCGAUGCAAAUUCGCCUGCGGGCAAUGGAAGAACAGUUUAAAAAGGCUCGGCAGGAGCUCGAGAAUGAACGACAAGCAUUCGAAAAGGAGAGGAAAUUACUACAUCAAGAAAAGGUAAACGACCGCCGUGACGAUCAACGGACCGCCGAAUGGGUCGAGGCACACGGCGGAUACGGGACUAGCGCCAAAGGUCAAACAGCCGACCGGGAAGCAGCUGCAGCUACCGACCCACAUCGCCAGGGAAAUGUACAGGACGUAACCUCCCUCAACCCAGCCGCUAUUUCUUCCGCAAUGCAAGCGGCAAUCAACGCAGCGGUACAAGCGGCUGUGCAAGCGGCAUUCCAAACGGCCAAUCCUACUCGGAUUCAUCAGCAACCGUCUGGUUCCGAAGCGCCGCCUCGAUAUACGGGAGCGGUUCCUAAAUCGAAGCCCAAAGAUCUCUCUUCUACCAGGAUUGGGAAUGAUGAAGUAGGUAGCCUACAAAAAGGUAAACAAGAUACUCCUCUCCCCCCCGAAAAACCAUCAGGUAAGUCGCUCAAAAAUCAAACUCUCACCUCAAAUUACGAUCAGUGGAUCCAAGAAAUUACGAAAAGGUUCGGCAAUACCAACCUAGGCCACCCUACGGCCCCUGAAAUGCCUUCCGUUGGAACUGUCCCUUUGCAACCAGGGCAGCCGGCGAAAUCCAUUCAAAUUUCUACUUCGGAAUGGAACAAAGUUACCAAUGAUGUGCCAAAACUUGAUGCCACUCUUGGCACUGGCCCAAAUUUCAAUAAUUUGAACCUUCCAACUCAGGCAAACGUAUACCCAGUCUCUGUCAAUGCCUUGGGAUCCUUGGGUACGCCGUCAUACAUUCCCACCCCCUCGCAGCUAGCCGCAAGGCAAGUGAUGCCCCGCGAUUUACCGUCGUUCAAUGGUGACCCCGCGGAUUGGCCCAUGUUCAUAAGUAGUUUUGUCAAUACAACGCUCGCGUGUGGUUAUACCAGUGCAGAAAAUCUUGCUCGUUUGCAACGGAGUUUAAAAGGUGAUGCGUAUGAGGCUGUCAGGAGCCGCCUGUUGCUUCCGGAUACUGUUCCCCAGGUGCUAAACACGUUGCAGUUACUGUAUGGACGUCCGGAGCUGCUGAUAAAUGCGCUUCUUCAGAAGGUUCGAUCGGUUCCAGCCCCGAAAGCAGAAAAACUCGAGACGCUAAUAGAGUUCGGUAUGGCCGUUCAAAGUCUUUGCGACCAUCUGGAAGCGGCUGGUCAGCAUACUCAUCUCUCUAAUCCAACGCUGCUGAUGGAGUUAGUAGAGAAGCUCCCUGCCCACACGAAAAUGGAGUGGGCAUCCUUUCUGCAAAGAUGCCCGGAGGUGAACCUGCAGAGCUUUGGUGUGUUCAUGUCGUCGAUCGUGAUUUCAGCCACAAAAGUGACGGGUUAUGCUGCCGGACUUAAACCGAGUACAUCGGACAAGUACAAAGGGAAGCCAAAAGGAUUCAUCAACGCCCAUGACGGAAACGGAGAAGAAAAGGUGCAAGAAGAUAGAGUGUGUUGUGUAUGUGACGAAUCAGGGCAUCGUGUGACAGAAUGUGAAUUAUUCAGAUCAUUUUCCGUGGACGGCCGAUGGAAGUGCGUGCAGUCCAACGGACUGUGCCGUAACUGUUUGAACGCUCAUGGGAGGAGAAGCUGCCGCUACAGCAGAUGUUGUGGAGUCGGAGGGUGUGAGUUUCGUCAUCAUCCUCUCCUGCACUCGGAUCGAAGCACCAGGACGUCAUAUGAUGGAACGCCCAAGGGAACCGCAAGCAACAACACUCAUCGACCCGCGAAGCAAUCUACGUUAUUCCGCAUUGUUCCUGUUACGCUCUACGGCCCGAAAACUUCAGUCAAGACCUACGCAUUUCUCGAUGACGGCUCGUCAUUCACGCUUGUCGAGGAAGAGCUUAUAAAUGAACUAGGAAUUAGGGGAUCAUCGAUGCCUCUUUGUCUGACGUGGACCGCUAACAUGACACGAUCAGAAUCCAACUCGGAGGUAGUACACCUAUCGAUAACUGGUACGGGUGACAAGAAACGGAUGGAAAUGAUUGCCCAUACAGUGCAGAAUCUUGGUCUUGCUAGUCAGAACUUAAAUUAUGGCGAUCUCGUCAAGAGGUUCCAGCACCUUAAAGGUCUGCCGAUAACCAGUUACAAGAAUGCUGUACCGCGGUUGUUAGUGGGCGUGGACAACUUAAAUUUGACUGUGCCGCUGAACAUGAAAGAAGGUGGAAGAUACGAGCCGGUUGCGGUGAAGACCCGAUUAGGAUGGUGCAUCUACGGAGGAGAAGACCACAGUUCAUCGUCGAAUGUGGUGAAUGUGCACACUUGUUCUUGUGUAGGGGAUCGAGAAUUACAUAAUCUGGUGAAGGAAUACUUUACCGUGGAAGACGUUGGGGCGAAAUCAGAGGUGGCGUUGGAAUCAACAGACGAUCAAAGGGCCCGGAUGAUUCUCCAGGAAACCACAAAAAAGGUAGACGGGCGAUACCAAACAGGGCUUCUGUGGAAGUACGACAGAAUCGAGUUCCCUGAUAGUUUUAAUAUGGCGUUGAAGAGACUCGAAUGCCUCGAGAGGAGGAUGAAUCGUGACCCGAAACUGAAAGAAAACAUCCACCGCCAACUAGUGGAGUAUCAAGCUAAAGGUUACGCAAGGGCAGCAACUCAAGCUGAACUCGAUCGUGCUGAUCCCAGGCGGGUAUGGUAUCUGCCACUGGGAGCAGUAGUUAAUCCCAAAAAACCGGGCAAAGUAAGGCUCAUAUGGGAUGCUGCUGCCAGUGUUGAGGGGAUAUCACUGAAUUCCCUUCUAUUGAAAGGACCAGAUCAGUUGGCGUCGUUGUCGGCGGUUCUGUCAAGAUUUCGGCAGUUCUCGAUUGGCGUUUCAGCCGAUAUAAAAGAAAUGUUUCACCAGAUUGAAAUAUGCGAAACAGAUAGGCAUUCCCAGCGAUUUUUGUGGCGGACAGAUCCCUCCAGGCCGCCUACAAUCUUUCUUAUGAACGUAGCAACCUUUGGGUCAUCAUCAUCGCCAGCUUCAGCACAAUUUGUAAAAAACAAGAAUGCGGAAGAGUUUGCCGAUCGUUAUCCGAAGGCAGUCCGGGCAAUCGUAGACAACCAUUAUGUAGACGACUACCUGGAUAGUUUCGAGAAUGAAGAGGAAGCGCUACGAGUAUCACAGGAAGUUAGGAUGAUCCACAGCCGAGGAGGAUUCCAGUUAAGAAAUUGGCUCACCAACGGAAAACAGGUUCUGGAAGGUCUGGGAGAAAGCAGCACAGAUGAAACCAAAAAUUUGUUCCUGGACAAAGGAUCGGAAUGCGAACGCGUAUUGGGAAUGCUAUGGAAUACGAGAGAUGAUGUUCUGUGCUAUUCUACUGAACUGAAAGAAGAUAUACAACAACUGAUGGACAGCAACGUACAACCUACCAAAAGACAAAUGUUGAGAUGCCUCAUGAGCUUUUUCGACCCACUGGGUCUACUCAGUGCGGUCUUAGUGCAUGGCAGAAUCCUCCUUCAGGAUGUUUGGCGAGUUGGAACGCAGUGGGAUGAGCCCGUUGGUGACGACAUCUGGAAUCGCUGGAUGAAAUGGAUCAAUGCGGUGAAAACAAUCGACCAAAUUAGAAUACCUCGCUGUUACUUUCGGCAAGCUACCAUGAGUAGCUAUGAAGAACUACAACUCCACAUAUUUGUUGAUGCAAGUGAGCUUGCCUACUCGGCAGUCGCUUACUUCCGAAUAGUAACAGCAAGCACAAUGCCGGAUUGCGCCCUGGUUGCGGCCAAAGCCAAGGUUGCACCCCUGAAACCUCUAUCAGUACCAAGACUAGAACUACAAGCAGCGGUAUUGGGAGCAAGGCUGAUGCGAUUCGUUAUCGACACGCACACGAUAACUACUACGAAACGAUUUCUAUGGAGUGAUUCUUCGACUGUUCUGGCUUGGAUACAUGCAGAUCACCGGCGUUACAAGCAAUUCGUAGCCUGCAGGAUCGGAGAGAUUCUUACGCUGACUGAUGCAGAUGAAUGGAGGUGGGUGCCUACGAAGAUUAAUCCAGCAGAUGCGGCUACAAAGUGGGGUAAAGGACCUUGCAUGCAAGCAGAAAGUGAGUGGUUCAAAGGGCCGGAAUUUCUACGCAGACCCGAGAAGGAAUGGCCCAGUUCGAAGUUCAUCUCUACGACUACUGCAACAGAAGAAGAACUCCGUCCGUGUCACGUUCAUCGUGAGGUCGUUGUACCUGGAUUAGAAAUCGAUUAUCAACGAUUCUCUAAGUGGGAGCGUGUGCUGCGGACUGUGGCUUAUGCCCUGCGAUUCACCAAUAAUCUUAAACUGAAGUGCAGCGGUGUACCAAUACGUCAAGGAAUACUCACCAAGGAGGAACUACAGGAAGCGCAAAUCACACUUUUCCGAUCGGUGCAGUGGCAAGUGUUUCCGGACGAAAUGGCAGCAUUGGCAGCUGAUCGAAGAUCCCCAAUAAAACCAUCAAGCGAUCUUCACUCGUUAUGUCCAUACCUGGAUCAGCAAGGGCUUCUACGAGUGGAUAGUCGUAUUAAAACAGCUAACAAGGUGGCACUAUCUAUGAAGUUCCCCAUCAUACUUCCACCAAAACAUCGGCUGACACUACUACUAAUCGACGAAUACCAUCGUAAAUACCGUCACGCUAAUUUUGAGACUGUUGUUAACGAAGUACGUCAACGCUUCCACGUAUCGCGAUUGCGCCCUACGGUUAAAAAGGUGACCCAAAAUUGCCUGCGGUGCAGAAUCGACAAAGCGAAGCCCUGUAUUCCUCGGAUGGCUCCUCUGCCGCCAGCAAGACUUGCUGCAUAUGUCCGCCCUUUCUCCUACGUAGGACUUGACUUUUUUGGUCCAUUUUUGGUCAAAUUUGGACGAAGCAACGUCAAGAGAUGGAUCGCCUUAUUCACCUGCCUUACAAUACGGGCGGUUCAUGUAGAAGUGGUGUGCAGCUUAACGACAAAUUCCUGCAUUGAAUGUGUACGACGCUUCAUAUGCCGACGAGGAGAUCCCCUGGAGAUCUACUCGGAUAAUGGAACCAAUUUCCGAGGGGCGGCUCGACUGCUGAAUGAACAGAAGAAGGAGAUCUCGAUUAUAAAUGAGAACCUUGCAGGUGCAUUUACAAGUACAACCACGAAAUGGCUGUUCAUCCCUCCCGCAGCACCUCAUAUGGGUGGCGCGUGGGAGCGCAUGGUGCGCUCCGUAAAGACGGCUAUGUUUGCUGCUUAUGACGGCAAUCGAAAACUGACGGACGAAGGAUUGCAAACCCUGGUUAUUGAGGCUGAGUCCAUAGUGAAUAGCCGCCCGUUGACGUAUCUACCUCUGGAAUCUGCGGAGAGCGAGGCUCUUACUCCUAACCAUUUUCUUUUGCCGCUGAAGAACAUCGAAUGUAAGGACUUCGCUGCAGAUACGACAUCGGAAAAACAUAAGCAAACCGCAGCAGCGGUUGAAGCAACAUGGAACGCAACUCAACAGCAUUUGAACACCUACUGGAAACGUUGGAUCAGAGAGUACCUGCCGACGUUGACCAAACGAACCAAGUGGUUUGGUGAACAGAAAGCUAUCGAGGUAGGAGAUCUCGUCUUGGUAAUCGACGGUACUACACGGAACGAAUGGAUCCGCGGGCGUGUCAAGGAAGUAGUUGCUGGGAGUGAUCAACGGAUUCGUCAAGCCAUAGUACAAACUGCGAGGGGGUUGAUGAGAAGGCCUGUGUCCAAAUUGGCGGUCUUGGAGGUGAGAGAGAGUGGCUAAAAUGGGUAAAACUGAUCCGAUGGCCAGUUUUACGGGGGGGGAGGAUGUUACCAACUGGCAUCACUGGCCCCUUGAUCUUUUCGGCAGGCCCUUUGACAGCUGUCAUUAGGGAGAAGCUUGUCAAAAUCUAUUGUCGCAUUGACAAGCAGCGGAAAGAAACGUGCAAGGUGAAAUUGGAUUUGCUAAACCUAUUAAAACUAAAUUUGUUGAACUUAAUCUAAAAUUUGUAUUGUAGCUAAAAUUUGGAUUCAAGAUUAUCGUUAAAUUGAACCACACAUAAAACUAAAACUAUUGUAUCACAAAUAUAUCACAGUAAGUUGUUCCUUAAAACUAGUUACAUCGACUUAACCUAGAAUUAUAACACAGAUUGUGACAAACACACCAACUACACAAAGGACAAAACGUUGAGGCAAAAGCGAAGAACUAAAACGCUCGAAACCGAAAAUUGUGAGUAUUAUAAGACAUGGUAGAAUUGUGAAUACAACAAAUAUAUUUCCAGCUAAAAGCUGUUUUCGCACCAACCUAAUCGAGUUGCGAGCUGCUGAAAGAAACGGCCCAGAGCUUCUUGUUCUCCGGAACAAGAGC